ACCGCUCAGCACCGUUCAGCCCGGGGCCAGAGAUCAAGGAUCCUCGCUCGGCCUCCUUCUCCUUCUCCUCCUGGUCCAUUGUCGCGCCCACGCCAAACUCGCCGAGUCUCUCAGCAGCCUGUAGACCCUCUUUCCCCAGCUGUCCAAGAGCCUGGCAUCUGAGAGGGAGUCGCCCAUCGACCGACCGCUGGCCAACUCGCCACCAGGGGAAAAAAGAAGACAAGAGGAGGACGAGGAGGUGGGGGAGGCGAAGAAGAACGAGGAGAAGAAGGAGACCAAGUGGUAAGCUGAAGAAGAGGACGAAGGAGAAGAAGAAGAUCGGAGGACACGACAGCAGAUCGUCAACGCCUCAAAACAAUCUCAGUGGUCGCUUUUCUGCCAAACAUCAGACGAGGACACGAGGAUCCCAGGAGGUGGAACCAGUGGUGCGAGGUGACCGCCCCCAUCCCACUGAUUGGUCAAUUCCGCUGGGACUUUUUGCAUUUAGAUCGGACCAAAGUAUCCCGACAUUCCCUCUGUAAUCGACGACGAGCAUCAUGGCUUCCAAGAAAGGUGGCACCGUGAACUCCCUGCACAAAGUGAUCAUGGUGGGUUCAGGAGGUGUGGGCAAAUCGGCCCUCACACUCCAGUUCAUGUAUGACGAGUUCGUGGAAGACUACGAACCCACCAAGGCCGAUUCCUAUCGCAAGAAGGUCGUCUUGGACGGCGAGGACGUUCAGAUCGACAUUCUGGAUACGGCCGGACAAGAGGAUUAUGCCGCGAUUCGGGACAACUACUUCCGAUCCGGCGAAGGCUUUCUGUGCGUAUUCUCCAUCACCGAAGACGAGUCGUUCCAAUCGAGUCAGGAGUUCCGGGAACAGAUCUUACGCGUCAAGAACGACGAUUCGAUUCCUUUCAUCCUGGUGGGUAACAAAAGUGAUUUGACGGAAAGGCGCCAAGUGUCGCUGAAGGUGGCACAAGACAGAGCUGAGGCGUGGAAGGUGCCCUAUGUGGAGACUUCGGCCAAGACCCGCGAAAAUGUGGACAAAGUCUUCUUUGACCUCAUGCGGGAAAUCCGUGCUCGGAAAAGUGAAAACGAAGGCAGUGGAGGCAAUGCCAAGGCCAAGAGUAGGGGCAAGAAAAUCAAGUGCACCCUUCUCUAAGAAAAGCAAAGAGCGAGUUCGUGGCCGCAACCAAGAUCCGAGAAUCGUGCUACGUGAACAACAAAGAGGACCGAUCUUGUCGAAGAAAAACUUUUAGAGACUCGAUCAUCGCCGUUCCAAGUUCAGUCUGUUGUUACUUCUGGGUAAGUCCUAGUGGUUCAUCCUCUUCAAGUGUUACAACAACAAUAACCACUACCACAACAACAUCAGCAACCAAUGAUAUUCAAACCCAGCAAUCUUCGCAAAGCGUUUGCUCCAAGUAUGUCACGGAUGGGGAAAAGGGACACGAAAAUCUGAGAUAUAUUUAUGUACGGUACCCUCCCAAGAAAGUUGCCCCCCUCGGCCUGUCAUUUUAUCAUUAUCCCUCAUUCAUUCACGUUCAUUUAGUCGUUCUCCCCCGGAAGAGACCCGCGAAACCUUCUCCUGAAUUCCUGAAUAAAAAACCAUUUCUCUCCCGAUAGCUUGAUUUGUACCUCCACUUGGAGGUGCCUUCGCCUAUGUUCUUCAUAUUUGUCUCGUUGUAAGCACAGGAUUAUUGUACACAAGCCGACUUAUCAAAAGAAAGGGGCCUUCUCCCCUCCCCCGUUUUUAGAGAUGAGCACCAGAUUUGGUUGUAUUAUGAGACCAUUACCAUUCUUGCGAUGACUGACGAGAAACUUGAAAAUCGCCUGCUUUCCCCCAACAAUUGACCUUUGUGUUUGAAGUGUUCAAAAGAGAUUUUCGUUCUAUGUUUACGUAUUGUCGCUAUUAUUCUUAUUACAUUACUACAACAAAUGA
Molecule: messenger RNA, 1919 nt
Organism: Tigriopus californicus
Lineage: Eukaryota; Metazoa; Arthropoda; Copepoda; Harpacticoida; Harpacticidae
Gene: Rala
Product: ras-related protein Ral-a-like
Exons: 3
Coding region: 537-1142 (201 amino acids)
Biological process (GO): Ras protein signal transduction
Cellular component (GO): plasma membrane
Molecular function (GO): GDP binding; GTP binding; GTPase activity
Source: RefSeq, a predicted model, not a curated record